CGUCGAAGCCCUAAAACAUACUGUCGAACUCGAACUCUAAAGUCUAAAGUGGCUCACCAGUCACCACUCAUCACUCACCUCUCCGGACUCCGGCUAUUCCUCCGUCAUCGCGGAACGGCCCGAACCCAGAAGCUGGCACCAUUGUCUCGUCCAUUCACUACACGAUCUGCAACUCUGCAUCGGCUCUCCGCCUCGCCUUCUGUCUCUCCAGUCCUCCUGUCCUCCAUCGUUGUUGAACCCAGAAUCCCAGAUAUUGAGACACAUGCUCUAGCACGAUUUCAGGAGCAGGAAAUUGAUGCUUGAGUUCAAAGUUCAAACUUAGAAACCAUUAGGCCAUUUUUGGAAAACCUCAAAUUUGCCAUCAUCACUGAACAGUAGAAACAUGGAUAACCAUUCAAAUCUGCUCGACGAAGCUUUGGGAUUUAAUAGCAAAGCUAGGGUUUCACCUUCAGGUCGAGUUGUGCUCAUUGAGGACAGUGUUGAGACCAGUGGCUCAUUUGUUCUUCACCACCUCAUGAAACAUGCUCUCUCCCUCAACUGCUCUGGUAUCGUGCUCUUUGUUGCCCUCGCACAACCAUUUUCUCAUUAUGACCGCAUCUUAAGAAAACUUGGUUGCAACUUGGUUGCACAGAGAGACAAUAACAGAUUAUUUUUCUUCGACAUGCUUAAGCUGGGCUGUCUAGAUGGAGAUGGAGGAAAAAUCAUUGAAGGUCAACUGCUUGAAUUGUAUGGGAAGAUCCAAAAAACUAUAGAAACUGAUGCAUUACCUGAUCAAAGCAAGAAUCCUAUUACAAUUAUGAUAGAUGAUAUAUCUCUUAUGGAGGUUGCUGCUCAUGGUUCUUCAAAUCAUGUCUUAGACUUUCUGCAUUACUGUCACACUCUCACCUUAGGACCUGGCUGCUCACUAGUUGUACUAAAUCAUGAGGACAUUUAUUCAAGCUUGACAGGACCUACACUUAUUCUGGAAAUGGAAUAUAUUGCAGACAUUGUGAUAAAAGCAGAGCCUCUAGCAACUGGUUUGGCUUCUGAUGUGCAUGGACAGUUGAUGGUUGUGAACAAGGGAAUUAUUGAUGAAAAUGGUACUUUGAGAACCAAGUUAAGAAAUUUCCAUUUCAAGGUCAAGGAAAACAGUGUUGAGUACUUUUAUCCUGGUAGCCAGUCUUAAUGAAGCUUGACAAUUUGAAACUAGAGGUAUGAGUGAUCUCGUUCCUAUAUAUAUUUUCUUGAUAAGAAAGCUUACACCUAUGUAAAUGUACAAUGGUCAUAGUAUCCGGGGGUUUCCAAGUGCCAAGUAAGGUGAGAACAUUUACUGAUUUUCUACAUACUUAUCUCGUUUUCUUUGAACA
Molecule: messenger RNA, 1346 nt
Organism: Nelumbo nucifera (sacred lotus)
Lineage: Eukaryota; Viridiplantae; Streptophyta; Magnoliopsida; Proteales; Nelumbonaceae
Gene: ELP6
Product: elongator protein 6
Biological process (GO): tRNA wobble uridine modification
Cellular component (GO): elongator holoenzyme complex
Source: RefSeq, a predicted model, not a curated record